Lycium ferocissimum is the source of this 405-nucleotide messenger RNA. RefSeq lists its product as uncharacterized. The coding region runs from base 1 to 405 and encodes 134 amino acids. The record is from RefSeq and is a predicted model, not a curated record. The transcript has 2 exons. Lineage: Eukaryota; Viridiplantae; Streptophyta; Magnoliopsida; Solanales; Solanaceae. Gene Ontology annotation, molecular function: nucleic acid binding.
AUGGAUUUCAUGGGUGGUCUUCCGAAGAUGUUGGGGAAGUUUGAUUCUAUCUGGGAUAUUGUUGACAGGUUGACUAAGACAGCCAAUUUUAUUUUGGUGCGGAUAACUUACAACGCGGGGAAAUUAGCCAAGAUCUACAUUCACUUUGGUAGUCAAUGGGAUCAGUUCUUACCAUUGGCAGAGUUUGCAUAUAGUAAUAGCUACCACUCAAGCAUUGACAUGGCUCCAUUUGAGGUGUUGUAUGGAAAAAGGUGUAGGUCUCAUAUUGAUUGGUUCGAUGCAUUUAAGCUAAGAACUUGGAGUACAAACCUUCUGAGGGAGUCAUUAGAGAAGGUGAAGGUGAUUCAAGCUAAGCUUCUGGCAGCACAGAGUAGGCAGAAGGGGUAUGCGGACCGUAAAGUCUGA